CAGAUCAACUAGUAACAACAAUUUAAUAUCGAACACAUCGCGUUUUCUCCGCCUUUUCCUCUUCGCAAUUCCGCAUGAUAAACGCUUUCUCGUUUAUUCCCCUCCCGCCCCGCGUACCCUUGUCCCCACGGUUGGCCAUAUUGUUAGCCGUUGAUAAAUUCACGGGAUUUUCGUACCGACGGGUGAGCGAGUUCUCGGCGUCGCGUGCAACGUCGUGGCGACGCAUCUUCGUCCGGUCCGUUCACCGUUCAUCGUCCUGACCGCCCUGACAUGUGUGGAACAACGAGGACGCCGUUCGUUGCGGUAAGCGGGAGGAACCGUUGCUGCCGUGCGAAGCGGGCAUUUCGGUCACGUUUGACGUCGCACCCCCUUCGCCUCCGUUUCUUGCAACUGUUUUUCCUUUGAUAUCUCGUUCCUUUGAUAUCUCUUCUUGCGCUUCUCAUUCUUCGUCUUCGCACAAGUUUGGCUUGCGAGAGAAAGAGAAAGAGUUUUUGCAGGAGUUUAAAAAUGGAAUUAUCAUCAGAGAUAUUGGAGAACUUGGUUAUGGAUAACAAGGAUGUCAUGGAGGUAUUGAAAGAUGGAAAUGUUACGGAAGAAGAUAUCAUAUUUGAAUCUGAAGCCAAUGAAGAUUCUGAGGAAACGGAGAUAGAGGAAAUUAUAGAGAUCAUUGAAGAAGUUGAAGAAAUUGAUGAAACACCUCCGAAUGGCGAUGCCUCGGAUAAAGACAAAUCGACGGAUGCAAAAGAUACUGAAACAGUUGAAAAGAGAAAUGAUAAAACGACCAGUAAAAAUAUAGAGCUUUACAGUUUUGACGAGGAGAAUGUAAUGUUUACCUCUCAAAUCGACAAAGAACCGACCAAGAAUGUAAAAAAUAGUACACAGAAAACCGCUAAGAAGCAAGUUAUAAAUUAUGACGUUGAUGAGGAUUGGCAGGAUGAGGAACUGGAGCGUGCAGAUGGUCUGGACAAUAAUUCCGAAUUGUCAGAUAAUCGUGCGAGUUCUUUACGGGUGCAAAUUGAUAAGAAAAAUGUAAAUCAAACUAUCCUGUUACAAUCAAACAGAUUAGAUUUAAAAAUUCACGUGGACUCUGCGGGAAAAGCGGACAAAUCUCGAAAUGAUAAUGGCAAUAAAGUAAAUAGUAUUGAAGAUGAUGGUGAGUCGACUCAAGAAAUAGUGAAAAAUACGGAGAAUAAUCUGUUAUACACUGUACUUGGAACAAAAAAGCAAGAUUCUACUAAACAGCAACAAGAGAAGCUUAAUGAUCAUUAUGUUAAAAUGGAACGACUUCAGGCAAAUACUAUACCGGUUGAAGGUACUAUUUAUUAUGAGGGAGAUAACAUGGAGACAUUGUACGUAGCGCAAGCCGUUGACGAUAAUGAGCAGUACCAGUAUGAUAAUGCGACGAUAGAACAAGAUGAACAAAUAUCCUGGGAAGUGGCAAAUCCCGAGACUAAUCAAAAUCAAGAGGAGGAUAGUUCUCAAGAUCAAAUAUUUUUGCACGAGGACGAGGAUGGUCAAUUAUACUUCAAAGAUGCUAGUGGAACUUUACAACCGGUAUAUUUAACCGAGGACGGAAAUUAUGCAAUUGCUGAAAGCGGUGAUGAUAAUGCCAAUAAAGAAUCGCCAUCAAAGUCGCAUCAGACCAGCAGUGCACUUGAAGAGGAAGAAACCUUCAUUUUGCCCGAUUUAGAUUCCAAAUCUGCUUCUAAUAAACAGACAACCAGUAGUACGGUAUCAUCGUCGUCGCUUCAAGAUUUUGACAAUGAGGAUAAUACUGUAACGAUAUCCUUGAUAAUAUCAGAAGAUGAGAACGGGCAAAAGAGAACUCAAGUCAUUAUACCAACGACGGACAGUUUGAAGUGUGACAUCUGUAAUAAAAGCUUUAAAACAUCUUUCCAGUUACUCAGGCAUAAUAGACUCAAGCAUGCUCGAGAAGAAGACAUAACUACAAGAAACUUUCCUUGUGACUCGUGUCCUAAAAGAUAUCCAGAUCAGGGUUCGCUUGCUCGCCAUCGAAAAACUCAUACCGGUGAUCGACCAUUCCAAUGCUUGGAAUGCCACAAAAACUUUCCCACGUCCACAGCGCUACGUCGUCAUUUGACGCUACAUAAUUCUCAAUCUCGACCGCUUCCUUGUAUAUACUGCGGUCGGCGGUUCAUGGACAAGUCCAGUUUAGCGAAACACGAGGAGUCUCACAUGCCUAACGAGCAGCGCAAGUACACAUGCGAUAUAUGCCAAAAAACUUUUCACCACGUGACUGACUUAAGUAUGCACAAAAAGCAUCACGAUCCUGACAAGAAAUUCGAUUGUGAAGUAUGCGGUCGCGAGUUUAAUAGAUUGAACAAUCUACAAAGACACAUGCUCGUACAUCAACAACAACAGGGAGGAAAUGAGGAAAUACUUUCCUGCGAUGUAUGUGGAAUUACAUACAAAUUCAUGAGUUCAUUAACGAGGCAUAUGGUGACCACACAUAUGAAUCCUGAAAGAUUGCGGCAACAGGCGGAGGAGCAGCGGAGAAAACGUGAGAACAAUUACAGAAAGUACCUAGAAAAUCGAAAGAUGUAUGAAACUCAAAAUUAUGGUACAAAGCGUAAAUAUAAUUUACUUACUGAGGAUAACGACGAUACAGCCUGAUUUAAAUUUUCUUAUAGUCUUGUGGCAGUUUUGUAAAAGGCACAACAUUCUAACUUCUGUAAGAAUAAUAAUAUAUGUUAUUAAUAUCUUUGUAUCAUUGAUGUAAUGAUAAGAUAUGCAUUUAAUUUAAUAAUUCAACGACAUUAAUUAGAAGAUUCGUGUAGAUGUUAAAAUUAGUAUAUAAUUAUAUUAUAGAAUAGGAUACAAAUGUAGUAAUGUAUUAUUAUAAGCCAUAAAUUACACAUCUCUAUACAAAAUAUCACGCAUACGUAUACAUGUGCGCACGCGUGCGCAAACAUAUACAAAGGGAGAGUGGUAGAGAGAAAAAUAUAGAUAUAUAAGAUUCCUUUAAUCUCUUGCAUGCACCAAAUGACUUAAAAUAAAAUAACAUCGUCUAUACACACAA
Solenopsis invicta (red fire ant) is the source of this 3040-nucleotide messenger RNA. Its product is annotated as zinc finger protein 184. Bases 508 to 2634 code for a protein of 708 amino acids. NCBI's taxonomy places the organism in Eukaryota, Metazoa, Arthropoda, Insecta, Hymenoptera, Formicidae. The record is from RefSeq and is a predicted model, not a curated record. Gene Ontology annotation, cellular component: nucleus. The transcript is spliced from 7 exons.